Messenger RNA from Rhizoctonia solani, 3687 nucleotides. RefSeq names its product mucin 2, oligomeric mucus/gel-forming. Lineage: Eukaryota; Fungi; Basidiomycota; Agaricomycetes; Cantharellales; Ceratobasidiaceae. The transcript is spliced from 8 exons. Bases 1 to 3687 code for a protein of 1228 amino acids. The record is from RefSeq and is a predicted model, not a curated record.
AUGGCCGCCGAGAACGUGUUCGCGUCCGAUAGGUCGCUGGGCCCAACAUCACCCGAAGAACCGCACCUAAAUGGGGAACAAGGACCAUCGAUUCGAGAAUGGACGCCUCCUCCGCCUGCGACCCCUACACCGCCCUCGACGCCCUUGCCGAGCCAUUCGUUUUCGAGCCCUGGGAAUAGGAAUGGAGGGUUUGCUAGUGCGUCCCCCGUGAAUGUGUUUUCGACCCCGGAGAGGAACGGGUUUUCGACUCCGAAUGCGGCUUCUACGCCUGUCAAGCCCACUACUACUACUCCUGAGGUGAUGUCGACUACACCCUUGGGCGCGCCGCCUCUGUUCCCUGCUCGCGCCUUGAGCCCGAUCCCGGCACGUUUACGUCGCAUGACGCCCGAUCCCGGUUCCGCAUCCGACGAAGUCGUCUUUAGAGGUCGUCCUCCUCGGCCUCGUCCACGCCUCAAAAGCGGAAACGCCCGCCGAUUUCAGCCGUUCGGGCGAGAUAAAUGUCGAGGCCGGUGGGAGGACACGCAGCGGGAGCGGGAGUGGGGGCGCACGGCGCACGGCGCAGUCGUUGAUUCGGAGGAGCAGACCGGGGACGGAGGCGAGGUGUCGAGCGAUGGGCGGGACGUCGUAUUAUUUGUGCCCAAGAGUCUGGGUCCGCCUUCGAGAGCUGCGUCGCCUACCAAGUCGCGCGCUGGGUCUCCUGCCAAGUCCCAAGUGCCCUCGCCUUCGAAAUCUCAGAUACCGUCGCCCUCCAAGUCGCGAGUUUCGUCGCCUUCCAAGUCGUAUGUUCCCUCGUCGCCGAGCAAGUCGCGUGUGCCUUCGCCGAGCAAGGCCCGGUUCCGUCCCCAGCCAAGCAGCCUCUGCGCCCGUUGCAAGCCGAGUCGACCUAUGCCGCCGCCGAUGAUUCCUGGCUCCCCCUCCAAUGUUGGGACUCUGGGUGCAGAGCCAUUCAUGACGUCGUCUCAAGAACUGCCUCGUCGUCCGUCGAUUGAACUUCGUGAACCGAUUAUCGUCCAACCUCAGCCACAUAUGUUCAGCCGAAUGGAAACCGCUUCUCGCGACGGGUCCUUCCACACCGCUCGGGAUAGUCCUGCCCAAUCUACCGAUGUCGACUUUCCAGGCUCGUUCCCGCAUACCGAGACGCCCGUGCACAUGGUGGAAAACCAAGAGGGCUCGUCGAGCGCGGGCCAUUCUGCCGUCACGGCCGAGGAGAACCCGCUCGUUCAGUCCGCAAUGAGGGCCAUGGUAUCUCGUCCCGUGACGAUGACCAUCACCCGUCGUCCCAGCGGCGAAUUCGCGCCCAGUGCACAUGGAAGUUCGACCCCGGCUCGUCGAGCCGCCAGCGUUCACUCGUUCGUUCCGGGCGGCUUGGUUCCUCCUGCCUCGUUGGCCCCGUCCCCGUCCAUCCCCGGCUUAUCCCACACGCCCAACUCGUCCAACGGUGGUUGCAGCAUACCCGUACGCCACGAUCAGCACUACUCUCCCCCAGAGUCACUGCCUGAAUCAGUCACGCCACCUACUGAUGCAUCGAGGCCACCCACGGAACGGUCAAACUCUCAUCCCGGAAACGAGUCGUUUUAUAGCGCUCACGCGGCCGACAGCGAUAUUCGUCUCCCCGUCGAGAGCUGGAUCGCGUUUACUAUGGGCAACAUGGACGCCAACGGUCUCCCGAUCACGCGCGCAACGUUUGAUGAGCUCCAGAGUAGCGAGGACGAGAGUGCGGCGGUUGCCGAGCGGGAGAGCGCCGGUCAGAGUUUGUCCGAUGUCGGUACCACGCCCUCGCCCUCUCGGUCCGGCUCUCGUCACUCGGGAUGGCUUGCGGACGCUGCUCCUGCUGGCGCAAACGGACACCUUACCGUCCAGACGUCGGACCUCGACUGGGCAGAAGAGGACGGCAACACCUCUGCGUUCUCUCUCGGCAGCGACACGUCUGAAUCCAACCGCCGCACUGUUGAUCGGCUGCAAACCGUAGCGUCUAUUGUCCAUGAGCUCAACGUGCGGACUCCGAUCCCAUCGGCUAGCUCCUCCCACCUCCGUGGCCCACCCAGUCUGGCGACUACCAGCGCGGCAUACGUUACCCCGCCCUCGUUCGCGAACCCGCCUCCGUACCGAAGCUCACACUCUGCACCGUCUAGAACCCUCUCGCCCGGCGCGGUCAGCAUCACGUUUAGCGAGGCCAGCCCCUCGUUAUCGACGAUUCCUCCUCCAUCCCUAGUGGUCCCCUCUGAAAACCGCAACUGGUUUGCGGAUUCGCUUGUUCUUGCCGAAUAUAGACAUUCGCUUUAUUUACGAGACGACGACCAACGAGCACUGGAAGAAGGCGAAGACGUAAUUCUCUACGGCGGUGACUGGGAACACGUUGGCAGACGAUCCGAGAGCCGCGCGACGACCAACUCGGCUGUUCCUGUCGAGGCUCCCGUCGACUAUACCCCUAAUGCCACCGACCGCCAGUCGCGCAACAAGUAUAUUCAGUUUGUGCUCUCCGUUGCGGGCGCUUUGCGUACUGGGGCGCCUCCCCGGUCUCAGCGCAUGGUCGAGAAUGUACUUCGUCCCCUUCGUCGACAGCCUAGCCAACCUGGUCCACGCUACGAAGAUCUGUAUGACGAGAUUGGUCGUGAUGAAGCCGGCGCUUUGCCGGAUGAUGAUGAGAUUGUCGAGGAUUUCGUUCGAAGCAUCAUGACCCCGCAACCGGGCACGCCACAUCGUCCUCCGCCUCCAAUCCUCAUCCAGGGAUCGAAUGUUCUCCCAUGGCCUGCUCUUCCCUCUCCUGUCUCGCCCCGCAUCCGAUUUGCACGCUCAGUCUCACGUCAGACGACACGCAGUCAAGCUACGAGCAUUACUCAUAUUACGUCUUCCCAUUCUGGUUAUUCCAGCUUAAUUCCUCCCCCGCCGCGCCCCCGUCCCCGCUCUUUAGAACCUCACUGGCUUACGAUUUAUGUUGCCGGCCGGUGGCCUAUUCCUGAUACGUAUGUUACCCGUCGGACGUACAGCUCGCCGAGCGCGCUGGGUCCCCCUAUGCCCUAUCUUUGGAGACCGAUAUGCCACAUUUCGCCUGAACGUUUGUGGGAAAUUACUAAUUUUGAAGCUCAGGUCCCCGUACCUUCUCAAUUACCGCCUGCGCACUCGCCUCACUCGCCUCUGAAUGCUAGACAACACUUCCCGACACCUGCCACGACGCAGAACCAUGCGACGACUUACUCGUUCUCGACGAGUUCUACGACCUCGAGCCGGAGCAACAUGAUGCUUCCCCCUCCCCCGACUGUCUAUCCUGAUGUAGGGUUCAGAACGAGCCAUGCCAAUCUCCAGAUUGACUCGUUGUCCGCGCUGCCGCCUUUGCCUCCGUCGGUUCCGACCCUCAUGGAGCACCAGCUGAGCAAUACGAGCAUUCCCGUUCGGGAUCACUGGCCUCGAGGCUCUCGCUUGGAUCGACAAUUUCAUCGCCAAGACGCCCAUCCACCCAUCCCAGGUCACCCAGCAGCAGAAUCGUUACCCCCGGAAAAUCACCGGCCGCGGGACACGAGUACGCACUCACUCGAUCCAUUCACGCAACUCGUCGCCAUUUGUCCCAAGCCCAAGUUUGGUGUUGCUGGCAAAGUCGUUGAACUCAGUCGUCGCAUCUUCCGCCGAGGCCGUCGCGCAAGGUUGGAAAGCAUUCGUUCGCAAGUGCAGAGGACCUCUCCCGAGACGUAA